Molecule: messenger RNA, 1156 nt
Organism: Tricharina praecox
Lineage: Eukaryota; Fungi; Ascomycota; Pezizomycetes; Pezizales; Pyronemataceae
Product: Septin-domain-containing protein
Exons: 8
Coding region: 199-834 (211 amino acids)
Biological process (GO): cytoskeleton-dependent cytokinesis
Cellular component (GO): septin ring; cell division site; septin complex
Molecular function (GO): molecular adaptor activity; GTPase activity; GTP binding
Source: RefSeq, a predicted model, not a curated record
CCCCCCCCAGACAUUCCGCUUCCCCUUUUUCGCGUCGUCCACCUUGCUCACUCGCCUACACAACUACUCUAUCUACCUACAUCUCCCCCCCCUCUCCAGCACCUGCCCUCCCUCCCUAGCCCUCGUCAUCCUGCUGCCAACAACACGUCUGACCCACCAAAAAAGGCUCAAUUCCUCCGUCAAUAACUCUACGACGCAAUGGCCCAAACAGUCGUUUUCCCCAGGAGCCAUGUCGCGCAAGCUUCUGAAGCGUGGCUUCCAUUCAACGUGAUAUGCGUUGGCCAGACGGGUCUCGGAAAGUCGACCUUGAUCAACACCAUCUUUGCUUCGCACCUUCAUCGACUCGAAGGGCCAUGCUGGGAUCCUAUCGUCAAGUACAUCAAGGAUCAGCACUCUGCCUACCUCCGAAAGGAGCUCACUGCACAGAGGGAACGCAUCUACAUCGUAGUCCUGAAGAAGCUAUCCGACGUUGUUAACGUCGUUCCCUACCCCUACGACAACGAUGAGCUCGACGAGGAGGAGCGCGCGCUCAACGCCCAGAUCAAGAACAUCAUUCCGUUCGCCGUCGUGGGCUCCGAGAAGUCCAUUAUCGUUGAGGGCAAGCAAGUGCGCGGACGACAGAACAGAUGGGGGUUUGAGAACGAGGCCCACUGUGAAUUCGUCUACCUGCGCAACUUCCUCACGCGCACACACCUCCAGGACCUGAUCGAGACUACCUCCCAGAUCCACUACGAGACCUUCCGCGCCCAAGCAGCUGCUGGCCCUCAAGGAGUCGAGCGCCGCCGGGAGCUGAGCCGGGGCUCGCAGCAGAGGAUGACGAUCAACGGGUACUAAGCUGUGUACCUGGUAGCAGGGGGUCAGAGGGAGGAGAGAGAAGUCGAGUGGAAGCAGAUCAAACCAACCUCGAACUCAUCUUUUGUGUGCACCGUUUUUUUUCUUUUUCUUUCUUGGUUUACGAGCGACCGCAUGUCGUUGCUGUGCCUGUUUUAUAAUACCUCAUGAAUAUUUGUUCCCUUACCUUUCUGUCUGCUUUUGUCUGCUGCUGUAUUAAAGCGCAUACCCUCCGCCCUCCGUUGUAUUGUUUCCUUUCCUUGCGUGUUUCUUAAGGGGGGCAGGCUUUAGUGGUGAUGGUGUUGAGUUGAAGUAAAUUUUUGAC